AUGAGCAAGAAGACGAGAGCCGCUCAGAAAAGUUUGGUCACGGCACUUGGUCUUCAAGCUUUGCUCCCAUUCUUCUGCAUGUCCCAAUCGGCUUUUUACAUUUGGAAACAGUUCGAAUUUCCAGGUGUAGCGUAUCUUCCCUACUAUGAGGAAUGGGUCUUCUUGUCCUUGGCUGUGGCCAGCUCAAUUAGCCCUUUCAUCACGAUUUGGUUUGUGAAGCCGUAUCGUGAAAGUUGCUUGAAGCCGAUUUUCCGGAUACUUGUAUGCCUGAAAGUGCCGAUGAGAACGAGGAGCGCCAAAGUUCGAUAUUUCACAAGGACGUCCGAGACUGCCGAAAGCCAAAAGGGACAAACCGAAACAAAUGAUAUUUGC
Messenger RNA from Mesorhabditis spiculigera, 372 nucleotides. NCBI's taxonomy places the organism in Eukaryota, Metazoa, Nematoda, Chromadorea, Rhabditida, Rhabditidae. The record is from the annotation of a GenBank genome assembly.